AUGUCAAAUCUUGCAUACUUGCAUCUCCAAAAUGAUGGAUUUAUUGGAGUCUUCCCUGAUGCUAUGUUUAACCUUCCUGUUCUGAAGGUCAUGGACAUUAGUGGGAAUUAUUUGUCAGGAAAUAUUCCAGAUUAUUUUCCUCGAUUUCCACAUCUGGCCAUACUUCUCUUGGCAAGAAACCGAUUUCAUGGGAUAAUUCCAGUGUCUUUGUGCAAGGUGCAAAAGCUUCAAAUUUUGGACAUGUCUGCAAAUUUACUCUCGGGGGUUUUACCUUCUUGUCUUGGUAACAUAACCACGUGGAUAAAGGAAUCUGGAGUUAUACUCCAUUCCUUUAUGUGGUUAUCACCCUCAUAUACUAACUACAGGGUCAAAGUUCCUCUAACAACCAAGGGCAAUGCACUCUCUUAUGAAGGCAUUCCUCUUUCUCAAAUGACUACACUUGAUUUAUCUAUGAACCGUUUAACCGGUGAAAUUCCAUCACAACUGGGAGAACUUGCAGCCCUUCAUUCAUUAAACCUCUCUCACAACAUCCUAUCUGGCCAUAUUCCAGAAUCUUUCAUGAACUUAAAGAAACUGGAGAGUUUAGAUCUUUCUUACAACCAGCUAGGGGGAAAAAUCCCUCGUCGGUUGGCUCAACUUGAUUCCCUGUCAACUCUAAAUUUGGCUUUCAAUCUUCUAACAGGAAGAAUCCCGUUCGAAAACAAAUUUGUCACUUUUGCAGCAUCUAGUUAUAGAGGUAACAAGGAACUCUGUGGACUUCCAUUGGAAAAAGAUUGUGUGGUCCCAAGGCCGCCUCAGCAGCAUGAAGAAGAAGAAGAAGAGGAGAAGGAAAGAAUUGGUGAAAGUGACUUCUUUUUCUUCUCAUGCAUUGCUGUUGCUUAUGUUGUGGGAUUUUGGAGUGUCAUUGCUCCUCUUCUUCUUAGUAGGAACUAG
This is a messenger RNA of Nicotiana tabacum (common tobacco), 933 nucleotides long. NCBI's taxonomy places the organism in Eukaryota, Viridiplantae, Streptophyta, Magnoliopsida, Solanales, Solanaceae. The record is from RefSeq and is a predicted model, not a curated record.